Paramecium primaurelia is the source of this 523-nucleotide messenger RNA. Lineage: Eukaryota; Ciliophora; Oligohymenophorea; Peniculida; Parameciidae. The record is from the annotation of a GenBank genome assembly.
AUGAAAUAAGUUCGAAUUGAGAAAUAACUAAUAUUUCAUAAAUUGUUACUUAUUUUGCUAUUAAAGCAAUCAUAACCAUUGCCCUGUAAUAAUGGUUUUUUGUAAGAUGAAUAAAAAUUGAACAGUAAAAAUCUUUUAUUUGAAUUGCUUUACUUAUUGAGAGGAUUAAUCGGAAAGAAAAUAGAAAAAUAGAAAAUUAUAAAAAUAGAAUGGAGAUAUUGUUUAAUACGAUUUUCCAGGAUUCAAAGAAAGCCAAAACUUCAAAAAAAAACAAAAAUUCGUGAAAUAGAGAAUUAAAAAUCAGGGAAACUCCUAUUCGCCUUCUAUAAUAGCCUAAGAUUAUUUUAGAGAAAAAAAUAAAAGAAAAUAGAGUUUACUCAUAGAAUAUAAAUGACAACAAGAAAAAGAGGAGUAAGAAAAGAGUUUACUAAAAAAAAUAAAAAAUAAAAAAAAAUAAUAAUACUAAAAGAAUAAAUUUUUCAGAUUAUGGAUAUUGAUAUUUCUUAUUUUUUCUAUUAAUGAA